Conger conger (European conger) is the source of this 726-nucleotide messenger RNA. RefSeq names its product neuropeptide VF precursor (gene npvf). The record is from RefSeq and is a predicted model, not a curated record. NCBI's taxonomy places the organism in Eukaryota, Metazoa, Chordata, Actinopteri, Anguilliformes, Congridae. The coding region runs from base 90 to 596 and encodes 168 amino acids. The transcript has 3 exons.
UGUGUGUGUGUGUAUGUGUGCCGGGGUGGGUUAUUUGUUUGGGGGGUUUAAGUACUGGCCCCGGGCAUGGAGCUCCGGUGUUUCCGGUAAUGAUGAUCCGCUCUGCCGCUGCGCUGCUGCUCGCACUGUUAAUCAGCCGGGCCGUUCCCCGCGCGAGAGCGAGAGGACACGGAACGGCCGCCGCGUUCCCCCGGUACACCGGACAACAGCCGCCCUAUCCAGAGACAAACCAAGCGUCUGCGAGUGUGAGAAGUCUCGAGAUGGACAAUUUUAAAGCUGAAGAGGUUCCCGAAAUCAACAAGAGCAACAGUCCCGUCAUACUCAAACUCUACCCUCCCGUAGUGAAGCCGGAGGCAGUCCACGCCAACCGGCCGCUGCGCUUCGGCCGUUCCUCGCCCCGGGGCGCGCUGUGGUUGCUCCGGUCCCCGCUGACUCUGACCCGGCGCCUCGGGAGGUCGUCGGAGACGGACUCGUCCAUCGCGCUCGCGUGCCACCAGUGUGGCCGCGCAGGCGGCGUGGCCGCGCCUUCAGUCACGCACCCGCAAAGGUUCGGCAGAACGAACCGUUUCUACAACCCAGCCCUGCCCAGCCGCUAAGAAGAUCCCAGGGCCGCGGACUGGCUCUCGGUUACGCGGAUGACCUCAGAGAAGAUGAUUUUCUAAAUUUCCCGAAAGAUGGAGAAGGGGGCCUCCGACUGACCCAGGACCAGCGGUGACUGCGCCCGGA